Messenger RNA from Zingiber officinale, 843 nucleotides. Its product is annotated as gibberellin-regulated protein 2-like. The transcript is spliced from 3 exons. The coding region runs from base 287 to 718 and encodes 143 amino acids. The record is from RefSeq and is a predicted model, not a curated record. Lineage: Eukaryota; Viridiplantae; Streptophyta; Magnoliopsida; Zingiberales; Zingiberaceae.
GAGGUUCCGAAGCCAGCUGCAGUUCCUUGCAACUUGCAGUCCUCUUCUCCAGUCCCAACCUCCCGCUCGUCCUCCCACCUCCCUCUUCCUCACUGCCCAACAAUAAUGCUUGUGUACUGCCAUGGCGCAGCGGGCAAGCACACACGCCCAGUCUGGCAGCGGGUGACUGCCCGAGGAAAGCAAGUUGAGCACAGCUGGUCACUUAGCUGGAUCCUCCAAUGCCACCUCGAUCUACCUACCCUUGUCUCUCACUCCUUAAUUCCCUGCAGUUCCUGCCUUCCCCUCUAUGCCCUGCCUCACUAACUCACUCUGCUCACUGCUCACUGCUCUCUAUAACUUGACCUCCUCGCAUUCGCACUCUCAUCACUCAAGCACAUCCCUUAGCAGCUCGGGUACUAGCUCCAUGGCCCUCGCUAAGCUCUCGCAGUGCCUCGCUCUUCUCUUUCUUCUGCUCGCACUUCGUCAUCUCGUCGAGGCGGAGAGCACAGAGAUGGCAUCCCUGGCUGCGGCGCCAUCUCCUGCGACUAAAAUUGACUGUGGAGCAGCGUGCGCUGUGAGGUGCAGCAAGACGUGGAAGCAAAAGAUGUGCAAGAAGGUGUGCAGGACCUGCUGCAGCAGGUGCAACUGCGUCCCGCCGGGCACUUCCGUGUACACGCGCCCCGCGUGCCCUUGCUACGCCACCAUGACCACUCACGGGGGCCGUCUCAAAUGCCCAUGAUUUUGUUUAGUUUCGAAUUCUUAAUGACUCACGUGGAGUCAUCGGAUAGUGGUAGAAGUCGAAUUGUUAUGGGUUUAUGGACGUUCGAUGUUAUAUUUUUUUUCAAUAAUAAGGUGUCAAUUUAU